AUGUUGAUCAAUAACCAGAAAUUCAAUAACAACAGUUCAACAUUUGCGAUCUUAAGUAUAACGGUUAUUUCCACCGGCAAAUUUCUCCAGCUGUGGAACCGGCGUGGACGAGUAGACGAGGUAGCACUUUUUGGUGGUAGUUUGGUGAUGGGUGGGAGGUGCAUGCGCAAACGCAGUAGAGCAGACUGGUUGGCAGUCACAAGGGCUGGACGUCGGGUUCCACAGCAUCGGGGGUAUAGCAAGUCGAAAGUCCAGGGCAAGAGCGGAGUUGGUAUUUUGGUGGAUAGGGAGCUCAGAGAGUCAGUGGUAGAGGAUAGGCGGGUGAAUAAUAGAUUGAUAGCGAUUAAAGCAGUAGUUGGAGGGAGCACUCUGAAUGUCAUUAGCGCUUACGCGUUGCAAGCGGGCUUGGACGAGGAGGUUAAGAGGCACUUCUGGGAGGGAUCGGAUGAGGUGGUGCGGAAUAUUCCGCCUACAGAGAAGUUAUUUAUAGGAGGGGAUUUCAAUGGUCAUAUUGGGUCGUCUGCUGGAGGCUAUGGCGAGGUGCACGGUGGCUUCGGCUUUGGGAAUAGGAACGAAAGAGGUACUUCACUAUUGGAUUUCGCUAGAGCUUUUGCGUUGGUAAUCGCGAUCUCUAGUUUUCCGAAGAGGGAGGAGCAUUUGAUUACUUUCCGAAGUAUGGUGGCUACGACUCAGAUUGAUUAUCACCUCCUCAAGAGGUAUCUUGAUAAAGAGGAUGAAGAGGUUUGUAUGGGGUCAACGAGGAUUAGGUGGGGUGUUUUGACAAAGGAUAAUGUGCAGGAGUUAGAGGGGCGGCUGACGGCUAUGGGUGCCUGGAAGAGUGGUGGGGAUGCUAGCGCUAUGUGGAUGAAGACAACAGACUGUAUAAGGGAGGCGGCGAGAGAGGAGUUAGGGAUCUCGAAAGUCUACUCUGGCGGGCACCGAGACGACUGGUGGUGGUAUGAUGAGGCAUAA
This is a messenger RNA of Nicotiana attenuata, 972 nucleotides long. RefSeq lists its product as uncharacterized. The record is from RefSeq and is a predicted model, not a curated record. The transcript is spliced from 5 exons. Gene Ontology annotation, cellular component: nucleus. Lineage: Eukaryota; Viridiplantae; Streptophyta; Magnoliopsida; Solanales; Solanaceae. Bases 1 to 972 code for a protein of 323 amino acids. Gene Ontology annotation, biological process: chromatin remodeling.